UGCACAGUAAUCCGGUUGAAAUCUACAUAAAGAUUGUGUCUGUAUGCAAACAUUUCCACCGAUUACAACUUUCCUGCAAAUCUCCGUCUCAAGGUACUCGCUCUCCAUAAUUCUCUUGCAAAAUGAUAAUUUCAUAGGCUUUGAACGCCAUAGAACAAUUAACAUGACGCUAUUUUCCAUUGAGUUUAUUCCUCGUAGCAUCACUUUCACUACCCAACAACGACAGAAACCCACUUCAAAUUCAUUUCACAGCACUGUUGUUGGCUGCUUACACCCUAAUUUGAAUGAUACUGACAACCUGAGAAACCCACCAAACCUUAGCGUUUCUGCUGAAACAAGACCUACCCACGUCUUAUCUCUUGAUUUCAAAGAGAUUCAUCUGAUUAAACUGCUUAAUCGGUCUUGUAAGGCAGGCAAGUAUAAUGAAUCACUCUACUUUCUUGAGUGUAUGGUCGAUAAAGGUUAUAAGCCUGAUGUUAUUAUGUGCACCAAGCUUAUUAAAGGGUUUUUUAAUUCAAGAAAAAUAGACAAGGCUAUUAGAGUCAUGGAAAUUUUGGAAAUAUAUGGUAAACCUGAUGUUUUUGCCUAUAAUGCAUUGAUUAGUGGGUUUUGUAAGGCUAAUCAGAUUGAAAAUGCUAAUAGAGUUCUUGAUAGGAUGAAAAGUAGGGGAUUUUUGCCUGAUGUUGUUACAUAUAAUAUAAUGAUUGGAAGCUUUUGUAGUAGAGGAAAGCUUGAUUUGGCUUUGAAGGUUUUUGAGGAAUUGUUGAAAGAUAAUUGCAAACCUACUGUGAUUACCUACACAAUUUUGAUAGAGGCAACCAUUCUUGAAGGUGGGAUUGAUGAAGCUAUGAAGCUUUUAGAUGAAAUGUUAUCAAGAGGGCUUGAGCCUGAUACUUUUACUUAUAAUGCAAUAAUUAGAGGGAUGUGUAAGGAAGAUAUGGUGGACAGAGCUUUUGAUCUUGUUAGAAUCUUAAACUCAAGGGCUUGUAGGCCAGAUGUGAUCACAUACAAUAUAUUAGUAAGAGCACUUUUGAAUCAAGGGAAAUGGAAUGAAGGGGAGAAAUUACUGAAUGAGAUGAUUGCAAGAGGUUGUAAGCCUAAUGCUGUUACUCAUAGCAUUUUGAUUGGCGCACUGUGCCAUGACGGCAAAGUUGAGGAAGCAGUGAGCUUGUUGAAGUCUAUGAAAGAAAAGGGUUUGAAGCCUAAUGCUUAUUGUUAUGAUCCAUUGAUUGCCGCUUUCUGCAGAGAAGGAAAUUUACACUUGGCAAUUGAAUUCUUGGAUUAUAUGAUUUCUGAUGGUUGCUUGCCAGAUAUUGUGAACUAUAAUACGAUAAUGGCUGGUUUGUGCAAGAAAGGAAAUGCUGAUCAUGCUUUAGAAGUCUUCCAAAAACUAAAUGAAGUGGGUUGUCCUCCAACUGUGAGUUCUUACAAUACAAUGUUCAGUGCAUUGUGGAGCUGUGGAGAUAAAUAUAGAGCAUUAGGAAUGAUAUUGGAGAUGCUUAACCAAGGAAUUGAUCCCGAUGAGAUAACUUAUAAUUCACUCAUUUCAUGUUUGUGCAGGGAUGGAAUGGUGAAUGAAGCUAUUGGGCUGUUGGUAGACAUGGAAAAAAGUAGGUUCCAGCCAAACAUUGUUAGCUAUAACAUUAUUCUUCUUGGACUGUGCAAAGCAAAUAGAGUGAAUGAUGCCAUUGAAGUGCUAGCAGCAAUUAUUGAAAAAGGAUGUCAACCAAAUGAAACCACUUAUACUUUAUUGAUUGAAGGUGUUGGCUUUACCGGGUUACGAGCUGAAGCUAUGAGGUUGGCUAAUGCCCUUCACUAUAUGAAUGCUAUUUCUGAAGAUUCAUUCAAACGUCUAAACAGGACUUUCCCUUUGCUUAAUGUUUACAAGGACUUCAGUUUCUCUAAUUCUAAAGAAUAAUUUCUGUUGUUCUACAUUUGAGGUUUUUGAGUUUGAACGGAAAUCAACAAAUAGGCUUUUCUAAUUACAGUAUAGCCUUAUUCUUUUGAUGGUUUCAAACUCUAUAGGAACAAAAGACACGAGGGAUUCACGCCGUUGAAUGUUGAUGCAGGGAAUAAUUUUGUGGGAUGUUUUCAGGAAAAAAAAAAAUUCUUAUGAUGAGUAUUUCAAGAGCAUUUAAACAUUGGAGUGCAGAAUUGGAGAAGCAACCUGUCAGGUGCAACAAUGAUGUGAAGUGAUCUUCUAAUUCUCUGCUGACUAAACGAUCAGGUAUCACAUUCAUUUUAGAUAAAAUGGUGAGAGGAGAUUCAUGUCUGUACUAAACAACACUGUUGUAUAUGAUAAAAUGUUUUGAUUUUUCCUGUGUGUAUCAACCGGAGAUUUGCAGAUUGUUUUGGUGUGGGGCUUCUGCAUCUGUGCUUUUAAGUUGUAACCUUUAUUUAUUUAUUAUUAUUAUUAUUUUUUUUUGCACUAUCUAUUAUGUUGUCAGGAACUAAAAUUGUAAAUUAAUGCUUCACUUUUUAUCUUGUAGAAAUGGUAUUACCUUGUUCAUUGCAUAAA
Molecule: messenger RNA, 2518 nt
Organism: Jatropha curcas
Lineage: Eukaryota; Viridiplantae; Streptophyta; Magnoliopsida; Malpighiales; Euphorbiaceae
Source: RefSeq, a predicted model, not a curated record